GCAGAACUGCAAACAAGGCAAAUAAACUUUCGUUCAUAGGUUACUUCCCUUACUGUUAUUUAAGUGUUGCCAAUGAAGCGUACCUUGGAUACCAACGUAAACAUUUGAGAGCACUUGCUGGUGACAGAAAUUAGCUCAACAAAAAUGCCUGAUAUCAGGGAAAUCUCGGUGGACAGGCCUGUAUCUGAAAAGAUAGAAGAGAUGAAAGCAAAGAAAUGCCUUCUUGAUGGUGAUAGAAAAGCUUACAAUGAAAUAUCCCAGUUCACAAUAAAGAGGAACAAAGAGAAAAUAAAGACAUUGAGAAAAGAAAACAAAGAACUUCGUCAAAAACUUCAUGAUUUACACAUGAAAGAUGAAGCUGUGAUUAACAAGGCCUUAAAGGACAAACCAACUGAACGAGCAUCUCUAAAAAACAAAACUGGGCAGGAAGCCAUAACUAUUUUGGAUCAUAAAGUCUCUGAUGGUAUGCGACUACUCAAUGCUCUAAAACAUCAGAUUGCUGUGAAACAAAAGCAACUGGUGAAUAUGAAGACAAAAUACAAUGAACAACAGCAAGCAUCCCUCUUAGCAAUAACAACAGAUAAAAAGGAAUCUACAGAAGCUCAGAGAAUAAGAUACUUGGAAAAUAACUGUGAUAAAGCACAGAUGAAAAUAUAUGAGGCCACUCAUCUUACAAGAACAUAUGAAAAAAUUCUUCAAAAACUAAAAGAAGACUCUCUAAAAUGGCCUUUAGUUUUGGAAAACCUUGAGAAGGAAAUCAAACAAAGUUUGAAUGAGCAAGAGGAACUGCAAGCUAUGUAUAGAGACGCUCAACUUUCUAAAGAAAAUGCCUUGAAAGUUCUGAAGAAACAUGAGGAUAUGAUUUCUCAUGAAAGGAAGAAACGAGAAAUACAGCUGCAAGAACUUAAGAAAGAAGCUGAAGAAAAGAGGAUGCUUCAUGAUAGAAUAGAGCGGCGAUUUAAUGCCCAGCGUCCAUCCUUCCAACAACAAGAUGAAAAUGCAUCAGGAGAAAAACAAGUUUUAUCUGGAGAAGAGCAACAACAAAAGAUCAGUACAUAUGAAGAAGCUUUUAGACGCAUCAAGGAGGCCACUGGUGUAUCUGAUACGAUGGUGGUUAUUGUAUUUCUGUUUCGUCUCGUUGUUAGCCUUAAUCGUCCUUUUAAUAUUAUUGGUAUUUGUGUUUAUAUUGUUGUUGGAGAAACCAAAUUGUCAAGAGGACAAAGAAUGCUUGAAGAAUUCCAAGAGAAAUUACAGGAAGAAGAAACUAGUAGGUCUGAAAUUGAAAAUAAACUGGAGAAAAUGUCUAAAAUCUUAUUGCAAGUCAAAUCUGGUAUUGACCAUCUUGCUGAUAGACUCUCUCAUCUAAAAACACCAAAAGGGUACACAGCAUCAACAAAACUUUCCCCUUCUUCAAAUGAGUAUGUUCUUGAUCAAUUAGCUUUAUGUGAAGAGAAACUGCUGAAGCUCAUGGAUGACUUUCAUGAUGUGGACUUGGAGAAAGUUCAGAAGCAAAUGGAAGACGAGGAGUUCCAUAUCAAUAUUGAAAGCAGACUUCCUGCAUAUAAUACACGUGUUAAGCUUUCCACACAACUUGAAAACAUCUAUGCUGAGAGUGAAAGUAGUCGAGAGGAUGAACCAGAAGUCUUGAGCAGAAGUGCCAUAAAGAAAAUAUCUCAAAGUAUAAUUGAUGCUAAGAUGAAAAAAGACAUGCCAAGAAGAAGGAAGAAAACUAAAUAAGUAGUGUAAGAAAUCUAGCAAUUAAAUACAGCUCUAGAGAUCAACAGUAUUAUGAAACUGCUCUUGUAACAAAACAAACAUUGACAUUUUCUUUUAUGAUUAAUGAUAAUUUAAAUAUCUAUUUAUAUAAAAAUACUGUGAUAGUUAAAUUAAAUACUACUUUUAAACAUGUGGCACCACCUUCUUUUGACUCAGGCCACAUUGAUCAAUUAUUAUUCUUAAUAAUAACUGGAGGCAACAGAUGAUGUUCUAGAUUCUAAUUAUUGACCAACGUUUAAUUACUAUAUCAGUGUUUAUUUGCAACAAAUGGAUAUUAUUAACUAAUUCAUGUUAAGUAUGUAGAAGUGAAUUGCCUGAGGAGGAACUAUCAGGUCACACAGAUUAGGAAUUCAAGUUUGAUGCAAGUUUUUUUUUGUUUUUUAUUGUUUAUGAGUAGGACACUUUAUGAUGCAAAAUUCACCUGUCCUCAAUAGUUAACAUAUAUUCUAGGAAUAUUCUUUGGUUUGUUGUCUCCAUUGAGAAAGUAAAAGGAAGUCACUUCAAUAUAUAUAUAUAUCAAAAAUUUAAAUGAGAGUUUUGACGCUAAUACCCAUUACUAUUGAAGUUUAUUCCUAUGUCAACAUUUCUGUAUAAGGCUAUAUUUGGCUAUGUUGACAUAGGAAUAAACUUCAAUAAUAAUGGAUAUUAGCGUCAAAACUCUCAUUUAAAUUUUUGAUAUAUAACCAAGGAGAUUGAUCCAUAAGGAGUCUACUUUAGACCUUUGGGGAGAAAUCUCUUGCUAUUUUGGUAGCGAUUACAUGUUUAUCUCAUCAACACAUUGUGGAGAUAUCAUCAUAUGAACAUAUAUAUAUAUAUAUAUAUAUAUAUACAUACAUAUUCUAUAAUCAAUCACAGUAAUGUAUCCAACAUGUGGAUCCUAAAUGUGAAAAUAAAUAGGAGUUAACUACAUGGUUAAUAUAAUAUGAAAUUUUUAAAUAUUUACAUUUAAAAGUUUUCCUUUUUGCAAAAUGUUUACUUUCAUAUACUUUUAUUACUCUCUUGAUUUAAA
Octopus bimaculoides (California two-spot octopus) is the source of this 2785-nucleotide messenger RNA. Its product is annotated as outer dynein arm-docking complex subunit 3. Gene Ontology annotation, biological process: cilium movement; outer dynein arm assembly. Gene Ontology annotation, cellular component: ciliary rootlet; cilium; ciliary basal body. The record is from RefSeq and is a predicted model, not a curated record. NCBI's taxonomy places the organism in Eukaryota, Metazoa, Mollusca, Cephalopoda, Octopoda, Octopodidae.